AUGGCUGAUAAUAAUCAGGAUCAAGAAAAGAUACAAGUAGAUACUACCAUCCCUUCACAAGACAGUAUAGAUAACCAUUCAUAUGAUCAAUCUGAAUACUGGAAUUAUUACGCUCAGUAUUAUUCCCAAUAUUACCAACAACGUGGUGAUUGGAUGGCAAUCUACGAUCAAAACAAUCAGAAAUAUUAUUAUCACAAUACUUCCACUAAGGCAACUCAAUGGGACAAACCAGCAGAAUGGGAUUCAACUACAGAAACAAAUCCAAUCACGGAUGGAAAUAAUACUAAUAUCACAACUGAUCAUGCGGUUAUUAAUCCAAAGCAACGAUCCGUUGAUGACUUAGUCAAAAUUUGGUUGAAAAGACCAGCUAGGAAACAAGUAGAAGAGCAACAAAAAGUCCAUUGGAGACCAGAAGGAGCUCAAGAAUAUAAUAUUUGGUAUGAUCGAUGGGUUGGAGAAUUAUGGAAAGGGGAAAAGCAUGGUGGUCCUGCUACAACUAGAUGUGUCUUAAAACGAGAUGCCGGCUAUACCAAAGCCAAUUUGAUGGAUAAUCGAGAAAGUCGACAUUACUGGUGUAUAUAUUUCGCUCGAGGUUGUUGUCAUCUUGGCUCGGAGUGUACAUACUAUCAUACAAUACCUCUAGAAAAUGACAAUAGAAAGAUCGAUCUAGCUCAUGAUGUCUUUGGACGUGAACGCUUUAGAUCACAUCGUGACGAUAUGGGUGGUAUCGGUAGCUUCGAUAAAGAAACACGUACCUUGUAUGUUGGUGGUUUGCAUCAUCGUGAUAAUCAAGAAAGUAUUCUUGAGGAAGAAUUUGGUGAAUGGGGAGAGAUUGAAGAUGUGCGCUAUAUACCCAAGCUGCACGUUGCAUUUGUUCGUUACAGGUAUCGACUAACUGCUGAAUUUGCUAAGGCUGCCAUGGCAGACCAAAAAUUUAAUGAUCAAGAGGUAUUAAACGUCCGCUGGGCGCAUGACGAUCCAAACCCUAAAGCAAGAGUUAGGGUAGCACAAGAACGACAAGAUAAAUUUCUUACAGCUUCGAGAGAGCGUGAUUUAACUUCGGAUGGAGAGCCGUCUGUUAAAAGGUUAAGGUCUGAUGACAUUAUCGGUUAUUAUCCUAAUACGGAUGCUCAGUACAUAAAACAGCAAGCAGAACCCGGACCAAAAACCAAAGAAGAAAUUGAACAGGAAAAUUUACUUAGCCGAGUUCAAGAAAACUACAGCAGAUUAGACAGGAUAUUUCAGAAAAUACAAAAUCAUCAGGUGUCCAGUUCGGAUAGUGGAAAUUCCUUAGCUCAAACUGCUGAUCCGUAUAGGAGGAAAUAA
This is a messenger RNA of Trichoplax adhaerens, 1326 nucleotides long. RefSeq lists its product as uncharacterized. The coding region runs from base 1 to 1326 and encodes 441 amino acids. Gene Ontology annotation, cellular component: Prp19 complex; U2-type catalytic step 1 spliceosome; U2-type catalytic step 2 spliceosome. Lineage: Eukaryota; Metazoa; Placozoa; Uniplacotomia; Trichoplacea; Trichoplacidae. The transcript is spliced from 6 exons. Gene Ontology annotation, molecular function: U6 snRNA binding; pre-mRNA binding; protein binding. The record is from RefSeq and is a predicted model, not a curated record.